Acanthopagrus latus (yellowfin seabream) is the source of this 6215-nucleotide messenger RNA. Its product is annotated as trichohyalin-like. Gene Ontology annotation, biological process: spermatogenesis. The transcript is spliced from 27 exons. The coding region runs from base 1744 to 5160 and encodes 1138 amino acids. Lineage: Eukaryota; Metazoa; Chordata; Actinopteri; Spariformes; Sparidae. The record is from RefSeq and is a predicted model, not a curated record.
UCUUUGGUCUAUAAAAUGUCAGAAAGUUGUAUUUUAUUUCCCUGAUCCAUUGAUUACGUGUUUGGUCUUUCCAAUUGUUGGAAAAUGGUGAAAAAUGCCGAAAAGCAUUUCCCAGAUCCCAAGAUGACGUCCUCAAAUGUCCUGCUAUGUCCACAGCUGGAAGAUAUUCAAAUUACUGUCAUAGAGGAGUAAAGAAACCAGAAAAUGUUCACAUUAAAGAGGCUGCGAUCAGAUGAUUUUGUCAUGUUUUCUUAAGGACAUUACUCAGACCAAUCAAUCAUUCAUCAAAAUAAUUCGUGAUUAAUUUAGCAGUUGACGACUAAUCGAUUAGUUGUUGCAGCUCUAAUAAGUGAAUCAAAUCUGAUCAGACAUUGACCCCCCAGUAAUACUUAGUAUGUCACCUAGUGAUAGUUUGUUGUCGUGACUAAAUUGAUGUUGCAAUCGAACAGUUCGUCAUUUAACAGGCCACACUCUGUAUCCCCUCCAUAGGCAGGCACCCAAGGGUCUGGACCCUGGAUUGUAUUCAUGGGUCCACACACUAGCUUGAAUUAUGUUUUUAAAAAAACAAGCAUUAUUGAGAAACCCAAAGUCUCUACAAGAUUUGCAGUUUUCUGCCAACAUCCAUUGUCAUUAGGUUAUCAUCCAUCUGAUACAAAUCAUAGAGCAUCCUGUCCACCGUGUCUCGGGCAUCAGAAGAUGACCUCCAUCCUGUCAGACAAAUGACAGGAGGAAGCGCAGGGGUGCUUUCAUAAAGCCGCAGCACUUGUAACAGGUGGCAAAUUGCAUUAUGUUUCCAUCUGAGCGGCAGAGAUCAGGAACACAGAUCCACACUCAUAUUUAAAAAAGAGAGGUUUCUAAUCAUCAGGAUUGUCAUGUGACAUCAUUUAGCUACAGAAUGUAGCCUGUGUGAGCUGGGCUGUGCAUCAAAGCAAGUGUAACAAGGUUUCGGAGAUGGGUUUCGGUCAGCCGGCCCCAGUCGCGGGCCUCCUUAACAAGGUUAUGUGUUUAGAACCCAGGAGCUCCCAAGUCCUAAAGGUUGAUGUGAACAGUUAAUCACAAACCUUGUCCAUUGAAAAUACAGCGCCCAUUCAUCCAUAAACCCAUUGUAGGUUCAUGAUGUUUCCUGACAUGUUGAAACACUUGUACAAACUCCCAGUUAAAGAAUUCAAAUCAAGCAUACACAAAGGAUGUUUUUCUUCUGUUCUAAAGCUGGAAAAACAGGAAACCAACAUGCUACUGAGUUUAGAAUUAAUGGAUGCAUUUUCAGUUCCACAGCUUAAAAAAACACAAUGUCAACCUCAAGAUGUUAUCUAAGAUACUGUCACAUCCACCAUCUUUGUAAAGUUACUCUCCCUGAAGCGAUACAUCAGUGUUAUAUUAUGCGUCAGGGGACAGUAUAAACCGCUUGUUGACUUUUUUGGCUUUAGGGGACAGACGUUUAUGAACAGAGAUGUACAGAUGCUUCUUAAGGCAACAGAAUUCUGAAUUUCAGUGGCACUCCCUUUGAUCACAGCUGUGAUCACUGUAUAUGUAGGCUAUCUGGCUAUCUGUACCACCCUGGAAAGGAACAAGUGUAUGAGUGGUGCUGAGAUAAAAGGCUGACCUGAAAGACACCACUAAGGAAAUAAGAAAGUGAAUUUCCUGCGGUCUUAUGUGGAUGACCUCGCAGACCAGAACCAGGUGCUUGUUCAGACCAUCGAGGAUCUGCAAAAGGAAGCUGACAACAAGGUUUCCGAUUGGGGAAUGAAGCUACCAACAUCUGAUUGCAGCUUGCAAGUGCCUGUGUUUGAUCUGAAGACUUUGAUGCUGAAUGAGCUUGUUGGACCUGGAGCUCACGGUGCCGGUCCCUCGGUCCAGAUUGCAGCUGAGUUAGCGGAGCUGAAAAUCCAGCUGCAAUCCAAGGACACCGUCAUCUCUGAUCUGGAGAUGGAGCUCAGAGAGAAUCUCCAGGAAAAACAAAAGACUGCCACACAGGUGCUGGAGAGUAGUGAGCGGCUGGUGCACCUGCAGAGCGAGCUCGCUUGUCUGCAGCGGAUCCAGAAAGACAACAUGAAGGAGAUCGCCGAGAGAGACAUCUGCAUCACCAGUCUGCGAGCUAACAUCGAGCUGCUGCAACAAGAGGGGGCCGACUCGUGUGCUCAGCUCUCCAAGAUGAGUGCGAGAGCAAGGGAGCUUCAGGAGGAGCUGAGGAGAAAAGAGGAGGAAUGGAGGCAAAGAGAUGACGAACGGAGACUGAAGUAUGAAAACGAGCGUCAAAAAGCAGAGGAGAGGACAAGUCACGAGCGACAACAGAGAGAGGAGGAGGAGGAGAAGAAGGAGGAGGAGUGGAAGAGGGGAAUGGAGGAGGAGAGAAGGGCCCAUGCUGAAGCUGCUAAAAAGUGGGCUGAGAAGGCUGCUCUGUUGAGUUCUGAGGCCGAGGCCAGAGUGGCUUCUUUGCAGGGCGAUCGUAGCGCUGUAUUUAAAAGAAGGUUGGAGGAGAAACAGAUGAAAGAGCGAGAGGAGCGUGUGAGGCACCUGGACCAGGAUGUGGUCCGUUUGCGAGCCACACAGGACUCUCUGAAGAAAACCUUGGCUGCAAAGGAGAAGCACACACAACAGCUGGUCCGAGACAACACACAGCUUAAAGAAAGCUUGGCGUCACUGCAGAAUAAAUUACAAAUGAGUGAGUGUACGUUGAGUGACAUCAGUGAAUCCUUGGAUCAGACCAACACCAUCCUGAACACGGAAAGACAGCAGAGGCAGCAGAUAAAGGAGCAGCUGCACAAUGCCAACAAAGAGACGGAGCGUCUGCAGCAGGAACUGACCCACAUGCGUCACGCCACUGAAAAGAAGAUUCAGAAGAGGGAGAUUAAGAUGUGCGCGCUGGUGAGGGAGCUCACAGAGAGCAAGAAGCAGCACUCUGAAUGUCAGAAAGAGUUGCUCCACAGAGAGACGGCUUCGGAGAAACUGUGCGAGGAGAGGGAUGAGCUGAGAGCCAAGAUGGAGGACCGAGGCAGAGAGUUUGUCCACCUCGACCAGACCAAAGAGAGGCUGGAGGCAGAUUUGGCUCUGAGCCACGAGAAGCUCCACACCUUGCACCUGGAGGUUCGAAGCAGAGAUCAGUUAAUUCUGCAGUUAAGGGCCGAAAUGAAGAUAGCUGAACAAAAGCAUGAAACAACACAGGAACAGGUGGCAGCACUGGAGGGUGAGGUAAGACACUUGAAACAUGAGGUCAUAAGGCACCAGGAAGAGGCCUGUCAGUUGAACGAGAAGGUCAGAGAUAUCGAGUGCCUUAAAGACCAGAAGGAGAAAGAACAGCUGCAGAUACAUGGUCAGCUCUGUGUUUGUCAGCAACAGGUCGAGACAUUUGAGGGGAAGCUUAAGAAGCAGGAGGUUGAGAUGGAACUUCUUCAUCAGCAGCUCAAAGCAGCCAAGGCGGAGCUGAAAGAUGCCAGUUUGCAAGCCCAGAGGCAGAACGAAACUGCAGCCAUUUUUAAACAAAAGUACACAGCAGCUAUAGAGAAGGUGCAUAGGGUGCAAGGGCAGGUGGAGGCUGUAGAAGAGGAACUACGGUACUCACAGCUACAGCUAAGAGAUUCCCAAUCAGCAACUCAUUUGGUGAAGGAAGAGCUAGCUGAAAUGGCGCAGCGGUAUCAGGAAAAGGUCGGCCAGUGGGAGAAUUCACAGGAAGCUCUUGACCAGAUGACGGACGAGCUCCAGGCCAAUCAGAAUCUACUGUGGGAGACUCAGCAAAAAGCGGACCACCUUAAAGGCCUGAUAGGAUCCCUACAGGAGCAGGUGGACACACACAAACAACAGAAACUUGUGCUGGAGUGUGACCUACACUUGUAUCGGCAGAGUCAUUCUCAUUCUGACGAGGAGUAUCAAUGUCUGCUAAGACACAGACAACAGCUGCAGAGGCGCUGUACUGAGCAGGCUGAGCACCUUGCGGAGUGUGAAAAGGCUGUUCUUCAGAUGAAGUCAGAGCUGGAGAGACAAACCCAGGAAAAAGUGGGUCUAAAGCAAAGUCUUGUUGCGUCCCACCAAGCGCACACGAGCAGUCGCAGCCAGCUUGAACAGGAAGUACUAAGUCUGAAAAAGGAAGUUACACGCUUGGAGCUUGAGCUGGCGGACACCCAAAAGGUCCAUGUGGCACUUCUCAGACAGUCAGAAAAGGAGCUGAAGGAGGCCAGACGAGAGGCAGCCAGAAGGAGCAGUGAGGUGGGCGUGCAACGAGGAGAGGUGCAGAGACUUCAAGAACAGUUACUGAAGGUUGAGGAAGAGAUGAGAUGCGCCAUCAGACAGAAACAGAGUCUGAGCGGUCAAGUCAGACAGCUGGGUCAAGAGUUGGAGGAGCUGCGCAGCAAGCACGAAGUGACAGUGGAGGAGUUGGCAGCCCGUGCAGAGGAGGCGAGGCGGAUGGAGGGGCGCCUGAAUGAGGGAAAGCUAGCAGAGGGGAAAAUAAGGUCAGUGGCUGUGAGGCUGGAGACAGAGAUGGCAGAGCUCAGGAGGAAUCUUCAGCAGGCUGUCGAUCACAAACUCAAGGCAGAGCAAGAGAAGCGGGAUGCACAGGACCAGGUGGAAACGCUCCGGUCGGAGCUGGAGGGGUCACGUUCUGACAAUGCAAACCUUCGCCAUGAGAGCCAGCUGGUCAUGACAAAUGUCAACUGUUGGAUUACUGAGCAAAAAGCGUCCAACGAGAGUCUCACUGCACAGAUGAAGGCCCAAAACAAGCUGCUGCUCAUCGUCAAAGGAGAGAAAGUACAUCUUCAGGAGGCUAAUGACACAUUGAAGGCGGAGGUAAAGCGGCUGAAAGAAGUGGCGGAUGAGAGGGAGAGAGACGCGGAACGCUUCAAGGCCCAGAUCCGAGACCAGGGCAUCCGGGCAGACGAGAGAACCAUGGGGAAGCAGGGUUUUGUAGCUCUAAACCUCAGCAAACUCGAGGACAUGCAGACUAGACUGCGACGCAACCUGGAGGCCAUCGGAAUGCUAAAUCAACAAUUAAACGCCCUCAGCUGGGAGAAUAAGCGGUUGCGUAGGCAGCUGGAGGAGGAGAGGUCUGUGCGACUGCUUCCUCCUCCUCCCACCUCCCAGCAGCGCUCCUCCGUCUUCUCCCUCAGUGCCCGCCCACCUCCACCUCCCUACCCUCACCCUCAUCCCUCCGCCCCCCUCAUCCCCUGAGCCUGCACACGGGGGACUUUGAUGGGAUUCUAACCCGGACCGAGCUCAGCGGAGCUGGGCUAGAGAGGCCAGGUGAGUCCCGGGCUUCAGCUGAAGCGUUCAGGAUUAGACCGACCGCCUCUGUGUCUCUGGAAGCUGCUCGGUCUGGGAGGACAAGCAGGGAUCUGACCAAAUGAAGCCCCCUGAAGACUUUGACCUGUCAUGACUUCUUGACCUACAGCUCCUCACCAGGGAGCGUGCUCAGUAUGAGGUUAAUGUCCUGCAGGUCAAAGUCAUGUCCCAGGGUGCUUUUUGCCAGAGGGGUCCUCUAGAACCAGCAAAUGAUGGAAUUUCAUCAAAUUGUCAAAAAUCAACUUGAUCAUGUCUCUACUAUUGUGCCACAAAGACAUUUACCCCACAUUUUUAUACGUAAAAUAAAAUCUCCCGUCAACAGCAUUUUACAUUUAACUUGCAAAAAGGAAUUGAUUGCAUUCUUAAUCUGCUCUGAGCAAGUGGUAGCUUUUAACACUUGCCAUUUCUUCCUCAAGCAGGGAUUUCUCAAGAAAAACCGUAGCACUAAGCACUAACACAUCUUUUUGUGUCUGCACUUACUGGAAAAUUCCAAAAGUUCUGAGGAACCAUAAUCAAUUUAAUUCAACUUAAACGGACAAAACAGAACCAGUGACUGACUGCGAGUUCUCGAGCGUUGAUGAAUGCGUCUUCCUCAUUCAUUUCGAAGCUUCGGAUAAAUGAGGGACGGCACAUCAUCAGUACACACAGACAUACCUCAGAUGUUGAUGCGAGUGGCCGUAACGCGGUCUCUGAUUACGCUGCAGCUGUGCGCCAUGUGUCCCGCAUCGACUGCGGUGAACGCUGGCCGCGUGUCUUCAUGUGCUGGUACGCUGUGUGUCUGUGCGCCUCUGCGGUUGAGUGUGUGCCUGUGUGCGACUGGAUGUUUAUUAUCAUUAGAUGUUUUAUGUUUUUGUUUUAUACUUUUUGUAAGUAUUUAUUGAUUUUUCUCUGUCGCUGUGUUUAAGCCCCCCUGUGUCGGAAAGAUGGAAAAAUAAAAAAAACAA